AUUCGAUUAAAGUUCUCGCGCAUGGUCGAAGGAAGUUCCAGUUUUCUCGCGGAUUUCUCAGGGUCUAUCAGGUGGCACUAGAGCCACGCUAGGUAACAUCUUUUGGUGAAGCAUAUAACACACAAUAAGCACGACGAGAACUAGUGCAUUUAUAAUAUCGCGAAUUUUAUUUUUGUUUUUAGGUUAUUUAGAGAGAAAGUAAACGUGAAUAGGGUGUAAAUAUUUUUUUUAAUAAUAAACGAUAAUUAUUUAACUUCUGUUGUGAAUUUUCAAGUGCCGAAGGCCCUGGUGGCAGGCGCAGUUCCUUUCUCAUCAAAAAUGUCGUCAUCAGAACGCGAGUGGGAGUUUUUCAAAAAGAUGGAUUAAAAUAAUUUCUUGGAAUUGUGCCAGUUUUUUUCUUUGGGGGAAGAAGAACGCUAUACUAAGAUCAAAUGUAAGUGCGCGUGUGAUCGUGUGUGUGUGUGUUACUGCAACAACAACAGCACAGGCGUUUUUGGAGGAAGACUGUGGAAAUCCAAAAAAUGGCAAGGUGUCAACAUUUCAUUUCCAGCCUCAUAUUUUACUGUUGUCUCGUGCUGCAUUUUGGACAUGCCCAAACUGGGUACUAUGGAAAAAAGAUUGGGAAAUUCAGCAGUUACGCUCAUGGGAUUCGUGGUGAUGUCUAUGCAGUGGAUGAAACAACAAUAUUUAUAAAAGAUUUUUAUUACGAUGGAACUGGUCCUGAUACACAUUUUUUUGUUGGUAACGGAUCUAAAGUUGGACUUGGAGGAUAUUUAGUUCCCUAUCCAGAAGAAUAUCAAAGCAGAGAACCUCCGAUUUUAGAAAGAUUUGAAAACGCAAAAAUCCUUUUGAAGUUAAAAGACGGCUUGAGGAUAAAAGACAUCAAAUGGCUUGCUGUAUGGUGUCGCAGAUUUACAGUGAACUUUGGUGACGUCUUUCUUCCAUCGAAUCUUGAAAUACCAAAACCUCGAAUACUGCCAGAAUUUUCGAGAUUAGCACACGGCUUAAGAAGUGGAAACAUCAGUAUUCUGGACAGCAAAACCUUCUACAUUCCAAACCUACAUUAUGAUGGCGCCGGUCCGGAUGCAUAUUUCUGGGUUGGAAAUGGCUCAGAACCUAAUAUACAUGGUACUAAAGUACCCAAUGAAGUGGGCAGUCUCGAUCCACUGAGAGGAUAUCAAGGCGAGGAUAUUGAAGUGGUUUUGCCAAAAAAUCUAACUGUCUAUAACAUUGAAUGGCUGUCGGUUUGGUGUGUUCAAUAUAAGCACAAUUUCGGACACGUCUUGAUACCAAAAGACCUUGACGUCCCUCCAGCUCUUGGACAAACAAAGAUUACGCCACACUGGUGGUAUAAUCCUACGAGCAGUACACCGCCGCCAUUUGUUCCAACGUCAACCACCCACGAUUUUAGUAAUUGUAAGGAAAUGUUGGAUGGUCGUGUUCAAGUUCAAUGGGAAGUCGUUGGAGAUGAUGUGAAAAUUAGAGUAUCAGGAAAAAUUAAGGACGAUCAGUAUGUUGCUUUUGGCCUUUCCGGACAGGAAAAUGAAUCCAAAAUGAUUGGCGGAGAUGUUGUUGUUGUUGCCUACGAUUCAAGAACUCAAAAAUAUAUUGCCGUUGAUUAUUACAUGUCACAUUUAUCACAAUGUGAUGGAGAAAAAGGUGUUUGUCCUGACGAACGAGUAGGAGGCAAAAAUGAUGCCAUUUUGCUUGGAGGAACACGAAAAAAUGGAGUAACUUCAGUGACAUAUAUGCGACCAUUGAGAACAAAUGAGCCGGUGAAAGAUAAAAUGAUUCCAGAAUUUGAAACUAGUGUCAUUGCUGCCAUAGGACGAUUGAAUUCAAGAGGUGAAGCAAAUGCUCAUGAACCAACUGAUCAAACAUCCGAGGAUAUCAGAAUCGAUUUCACAUCCAGGAAUAUUCACGAGUGUAAAACUUCUCUGUACAAUUUGCCAGAUUCAACAACUUUGAAACCUUGGAAGAUUCCAGAAAUUAUUGAUACUGAUAAUUUCACAGCGAGAAUUGGACCCGCUGGCAAUAAAAGAGGAUAUUUUGCAAUUACAGGAAAAGGCGAGUCGAACAAUAUUAAUGGAAUACCACCCUGGGGAAUUGCUUGGUACAUAAACGAUCGUCUCAUACCUGAAAUUACUGUGGAACGAGGUCGCACAUACACUUUCAUUGUAGAAGGUGGAAACGAUCCAUCCAACCCUGCAAAAUAUCAUCCAUUUUACAUAACAACAAGUCCAGAAGGUGGGUACGAGCAAAAAAGUGAGGGACAACGGAAACAGCAAAGAGUUCUCGCGGGUCUUGCUCACAAUAAAGAAGGUGAAGCAAUUCCAACAGCCCAAGGACGUUAUUGCGAAUGGAUUCACAAAAGUGUAGAUAAAAGUUCAGAAAUUGAUAAUUUUGACGAAUUUUUCAAAACAUUGAAACUUGAUUGUCAACCUGGUCAACCGGCAAAAUUGGAAUGGACAGUUGCACAAGAUACGCCAAAUUUGGUUUAUUAUCAAUGUUUCACGCACAAUAAUUUGGGUUGGAAAAUUCACGUUGUAAAUCCAGGAGAACGAGCCCGAAGAGAAGAAGAACAAGAAGGUUUGACGAGUGCUGGUUCAACCAUUUCCACGAUUAUAAUACUUUUUCUCACUUCUUUAUACACUCAUUAUUUUCUAAGAUGAAUCCCUAUAAAAUUAUUUUAUUGGUCACGAUUCGCAUUCCAUUUCAGAAAAAAGAAUUGCGAACACAAAAAAACGCCAUCAUUUAUUUGUAAUUCAACGAUUGGCGUAUUGAAAAGAAGAGACGUUUAGAAUUAAGAUCAAGAGAACAUUCGUGUGAUAGACGUGCGUUGAGAGUUAAAAAAAAUUCACUUAAACAAGAAACACAUGAUACAAGGUUGUAUUGAAAGUACUUUAGCGCCUAAGAUCUGCCUGCGUAUCGUAUUUAAAAUGAAGAAGAAGAAGAAAAAACAAGAAUUGUAGGAAGAUAUUUUUAAGAGCUAUCAGAUUCAAUAUUUCAUAUUAUAUACAUAUACAUACAGUAAUACAUAUACAUAUAUAUUAUACAUAUAUAUGUAUAUAUUAUAUAUUAUUAUAUAUGAUAUACAAAGAAAAACGACGUACACAAAAUGCGCUCACUCGGGCUGGACAAUAAAAGAAAUUUAGAGAAUAAUAAUAUUCAAAAUGGAAUUUAAGACAAUACUUAAAAGAAAAAAUUUUGAUUCAAUGAAUUUCUGACAAUAAAAAUGGCAGCACAAUAAUAAUAUUAAGAGAGUACAAUAACCGUUGAAAGUAAUAAAAUAUUGCGGUUUUAUGUUCUCUCGUGCGAGAUCGAUUUUUGAUCCACACUCUUAAAAGAAUAGUGAAUAUUAACGUUUUAUUAUUUUAUUUUUUAAUAUAGAAAAAUAUAUAGCGAAAAAUGCAAAAAAAAAACAAUAAUUACUGAAAUUUGAAAAUCAAAAAGUAUUUUACAUAUUGAAAGAAUCAAACAAGAAAAAGUUACUAAUAAGAAAAAUCUUAUAUUAAAUUUAAAUAAUUAUGAAAAAAUUAAAUAUUAAAAUUAUCUAAUGUUUUUAAAUGUCUAAAUAAGAAAAUUUAGACGAAAUUGUUUUUUUUCCAUUCAGCACUUUUUAAACUCGCACUUAUAUUGAAAGUAAAAAGAAAAGAAUUAUUAAAAAUUGAAAAUUUUAUAAAAAUUAGAAAUGAAAAAAAUGAAAUAUAUUCUAUAUAAUUAACUGAUUGGUACCAACAUAAAUAUAUAAUAUAUUUAUAUAUAUUUUAGAUUGGAAUAAACUUUUAGAGUGUGGAGAGAAUAAAUGUGUACGAUUGUAAAUUUUGCACAAAGUUUAUUAAAUAAUAAAAAUAAUAAUAAUUUUAAAAAUUUAAGUAUAGAAGUCUAAGUGAAUAUUUAUAAAGAUGCUGUUUGACAAUAAUUCAGUACGAUAGUUAAAGCAAGGACGAUUAAUGAGAAAUCUAAUUUCUUAAGAAGUCACAGCUACAAACUAAUAAUUAUAUUAUAUUAAAAAAAAUAAUGUGCUGUAACGUAUACAUGUAUGCAAAUAUAAGAAAGAAAAAAAAGUAAGCGUGAACCUUCCUAAAACGGAGUGAAAGUAUAAUUGUGCCUUGGGUGCAGAUAUAAAUAUACAUAAUAUAUAUGUAUUUAAAAAAUAUAUAUUGUUUAAAGAACAAAAAAAAAAUAAUAAUGAAAAUCAGGAUCAACUCGGACAGGAGAUACCCUGUAGUACUUAGGAACAAAUUCCUUGUGCACGUCGCUAUGAAAACAUAAAAAAAAACAAAAUAAUGGCAUAUUUUUUUAAUAGCAAAUAUGACUGAAUAAUAAAUAUCUAUAGAUUGUGCUACGGGUGUAGAGUCAAUGUCGAUUUUAGUAAUCCAACGAUCUCGUGAAUUGUCAAUUAUUUGAUUGGUUUAACUUAAUUUUGUUAAAUUAUUGAUUAUUUUUAGAUGAUUCAAAAAAAAAUUAUUUAUUCAAGAAUUUAUAAUUAGUUUAAUUACUUGUUUAAAAAUAAUACAAUCCAAUUUUUGAACUUCUUUCUUAUGAAAAACAAAUUUUAGAAAAAAAUGAGAAUCAUGUUUUUUUUUGUAAAUAAUUUUUAACAAAUUCCGAUAAUUCACGAGACGAACGUAUUGAAAGUGAAACAAAGUGAUAUAUAAAGUUACGGAAAAGUAUAAUAAUAUAGGCGACGCGCACAAGGACCUCGAAACUAUGAAACCAAGAAAUCAGCGAAAUACAUAAUCAGUCUAUAUCGUAGAGAUUGUAGUCAUUUUUUUUUAAAUUCAUUUAUUAUUAUUUUUUAAUUAUUAUUUUUCACUUGUAAAUGCUUCGUUAAGAGUUCCAAGUGCUGGGGUGUCCUCUAAAUUGACUUGAAAAACUUUAAUUUUGACGAAAUUUUCCAGUUUUUUCGUCAAUAUAAAUCUAAUUCAUUUUCAUAUCUGAUGAAAAAUUAAAGAAAUUAAAAUAAAGAAUAAUGAAAGUAUAACACCAGUGUGUAAAAUUGCUACAUAUUUACGAAAGAAAAAAUAAACAAAUAACUAUAUAAAAAUCUCUGUUUUAUCUCCAUGAAAAGCACGAUAUGUAAAAAGUCAAAAAAAAAAAAAAAGAAUGUAAAGUUUAAGUAGUGCCACGACUUAAAUUUAAUUACGAAUAAGUGACAAUAAGAGUAACAAUAAUAAUUAUAAUAAUUAACUGUUGCGUCAAUGUUGCAAUCUAAGUGACAAAAAAAGGGUUAAAAAUAUGAUUUUUUUUCUUAUGAACAUUUUUGAAAAUUAAUUUUUAAUGUAUGAGUGAAGAAACAAACACUGCUAAUUAAUAAAUUAAUAAUAAAUUAAUUAAAGUAGACAAUUAAAAUAAUAAAAGUCAGUACGAAUAAUCAAUAAUAAUAAUAAUAAUAAUAAUAUGUAAAUGUAAUUAUCGCUCGAAAAAAUUUUAGCAAACUUUUACAUGAUAACUGCAUUAAUUAAAUUAUUUUUAUGUAUUUAAUAAAUUAUUGUUAUUUUUAUUAAUAUCAUUGAUUAAAUUAAUUAUAACAGCAAAAUUAGAAAAGUUCAAAACAUAUAACGAUCAAAGAAAUAAAAAUUAAAUAAAAAAAUUUAUAUGAUAAUGAUUUAUUAUUAAUUGAUUAAUAAAUUAAUUAUAAAUGACAAUAAUAACAUAAAUCGUCGAAUUGAUUAUGCAGUGUUUAGAAAAAGAGUGUGAGAGAAAGAGCGAAAGAGAGGGGAAGCUGCUCCAAAAAAUAGAUUUAGAAAUGGAAAUUAUGAGGACAUAUCCAUUCGAUACAUAUAUAUUAUCUCCAAUGGACUCAAUUCCCUUGUAUUUUUGCAAUUAUUGAAAGUUAAUAAAAUAAAUCAUAUCUCUUAGA
Molecule: messenger RNA, 5866 nt
Organism: Leptopilina boulardi
Lineage: Eukaryota; Metazoa; Arthropoda; Insecta; Hymenoptera; Figitidae
Product: protein Skeletor, isoforms B/C
Exons: 14
Coding region: 522-2672 (716 amino acids)
Source: RefSeq, a predicted model, not a curated record